Molecule: messenger RNA, 1532 nt
Organism: Micromonas commoda
Lineage: Eukaryota; Viridiplantae; Chlorophyta; Mamiellophyceae; Mamiellales; Mamiellaceae
Exons: 2
Coding region: 1-1359 (452 amino acids)
Biological process (GO): isoprenoid biosynthetic process; plastoquinone biosynthetic process
Cellular component (GO): chloroplast
Molecular function (GO): prenyltransferase activity
Source: RefSeq, a predicted model, not a curated record
AUGAUGAGCGCGGUCGUCGGGGCGGGCGCGGGCGCCGCGCGCGCGGUGGCGGGCGCAGCUGCGGGAGAGGGGAGGAUGACGGCGAGGGCCAGGGCGAGCACGAACGGGGGCUCGGCCGCCGGGUGGCGCGUCGCUCGCUGGGGCGAAGGCCGGCCCGCCGGGCGCUCUCGCGUGAGCGGUGGUGUGGGCGGCGGGUUCAGCGGGGCGGCGCUCGGGGGCGCCGGGCGCGCGGGAGCCGACAAGUCGACAGCCGCGGUGGCCGUCAAUGGCAAGAGGGCCCCCUCCAUCGACGAGAUGGACAUGGACCCCGAGCACGUCAAGUUCGCGUCGCAGGAUGAGCUCGAUCAGAGCGAGAUCAUGAAGUGCAAGGACGGCGUGUGCACCUACGUCAUCGACGACAUCAUCGCCCCGGUGAAGAGCGACAUGGAGCAGAUGCGCUCCAACAUCCUCGACAUCGUCGGCCGCAAGAACCCCCUCCUUUUGGCCGCCGCCGAUCAGAUCUUCGGAGCGGGGGGCAAGCGCCUCCGUCCGGUGCUCGUCUUCCUCGUCGCUCGCGCCACCGCGCAGCUCAUGUCGAUGGACGACAUCACCGAGCGCCAACGAAGGCUGGCGGAGAUCACCGAGAUGAUUCACACGGCGUCCCUCGUGCACGACGACGUCCUCGACGAUUGCGACACGCGAAGAGGAGCGGAGACCAUUCACACGCUGUACGGAACCCGCGUCGCGAUCCUCGCCGGUGACUUCCUCUUCGCGCAGAGCUCGUGGUACCUCGCCAACCUCGAUAACCUCGAGGUGAUCAAGCUCAUCUCCCAGGUCAUCGCCGAUUUCGCCGACGGCGAGAUCUCGCAGGCUGGGGCGCUGUUCAACUGCGACGUCACGCUCGAGGGUUACCUGGAGAAGAGCCACAACAAGACCGCGAGUCUCAUCGCGGCGUCGUGUAAGUCCGCGGCGGUGUUCAGCGAGGUGAGCGAGGACGUCAAGAUGGACAUGUACGAGUACGGCAAGCACCUCGGACUGGCGUUUCAGAUUGUCGACGACAUCCUGGACUUUACGCAGUCGGAGGCGCAGCUGGGCAAGCCGAAGGGGCAGGAUCUCGCGUCCGGGAACCUCACCGCGCCGUGCAUCUUCGCGCUGGGACGGAACCCGCGCCUCAGGGAACUCAUCGAGACGCAGUUCGCGAAUCCCGAGGAUCUCGCGGAGGCGAUCGAGAUUGUCAACGAGAGCGGAAUCGAAGACGCCAGGCGGUUGGCGAGGGAGGAGGCAGACAUGGCCCUCGCGGCGCUCAAGGGCCUCCCCGAGGGCAAGGCGAAGACCUCACUGGUGGACAUGGUCGGGUACGUGCUCGAGCGCCUGUACUGAUGAAGGAAGUUUCAGCGACGGGCGGGUUGGUGGUGGCGUGGCGACUCCUCGCGCGAAAGGGAGCGGGCUCACGAUUUGUCUUUAAAAAUACCCUGUUCUGUGCACGCCGCAAAGACGAAGUGACUCUUACUUAGUUCGAAAGUUGUCAAUCCGGACACGAGUCGUCGAUCUCA